This is a messenger RNA of Salarias fasciatus (jewelled blenny), 1027 nucleotides long. RefSeq names its product Bet1 golgi vesicular membrane trafficking protein (gene bet1). The transcript has 4 exons. The record is from RefSeq and is a predicted model, not a curated record. Lineage: Eukaryota; Metazoa; Chordata; Actinopteri; Blenniiformes; Blenniidae. Bases 129 to 467 code for a protein of 112 amino acids.
GUGUCGUGGCGUUAGCUGCCACAGUUCCUCCUCUCUUCCUGUCACUUUUCUUUCACUUUGUUUCGUCUUUAAUCAUUCCUCGAAGUCUUUCGUUCAUCACAGGACCGUGUGAGCAUCCGAGGCUGAAGAUGAGGCGCGCCGGGCUGGGUGAAGGGGGGUCUGGGAACUAUGUGGCCAGUGGAUACAGCGUGUACGAGGAGGAAAACGAGCACUUACAGGAGGGGCUGAGAGCCAAAGUCAAUGCCUUGAAAAGUUUGUCAAUUGACAUCGGAACUGAGGUCAAAUACCAGAAUAAAAUGCUGGACGAUAUGGACUCGGACUUUGACUCGACAGGCGGGCUGCUGGGCGCCACGAUCGGCAGAGUCAAGCAGCUGUCCAGAGGCAGCCAGACCAAACUGCUGUGCUACAUGCUGCUCUUCUGCUUCUUCGUCUUCUUUGUGCUCUACUGGUUCAUCAAGCUGAGGUGAUGAAUGGACGCUGCUGGACUCGUCCCUCCAGCUACUUCCCAGUCAGUGCCACUUCGAUGCAGCUCCACUCUAGAUCAACUUUUUGGUAAUUUACAUUUAAAAGAAAAAGGAAAAAAAAGACUUUAGAUGUACCCGAGUGUCUGAGCAUUUCACUUAAUGGUCUUAAUGUGAAACACAGAUUACUUUACAGUGGUUUCUUGAUGAACUUGAACAGUGAAAGUGGACUGAAAUGAUAAUGGGAAGCGUUUUGACUGGAUGUUGUUGAACAGCAGAACCCGCUUACUGGCUGAUUUACCUUGAUUCAUAAACUGUGGGGUGAAACCUGGAAGAGCUGCAGAUGAAUGAAUCGUCUUCAGAAAACUAACCUGAAGCUACAACCCAGUGCUAAUCCUCUGAAAACAAAAGGUUGUGUUACAUAACUUGCCAACCCAAUAGUAUGUCUUAUUGUCCCUACUUUGUUGUAAAAAUGUUGUUAAUGUAAAUAAAGAAAUUUUAUGCUUCGUUUGUCCAAGCACACACACGGCAUUUUGUGUGAAUUAUGCUUUAUUCUAAAAAAAUAG